AUGGCCGCCCCAGCAGCAACGGCUGCUCCUUCGGUUCCGCCAUCACUCUCGCUCCCACCAUCACAAUUCGCCCGCCUCCAGCCUCACGCCUACCUACUUGCCCACCUUUCUCCUCCGUCGGCGAGCAACCAACCUUCCAUUCGCGCCAAUGGCCGCGCUCCCUCGCAAUUCCGAGUCACAUCAGCCAAUGCGGGUUCUCUGACCCAUACGAAUGGUAGCGCUGUGGUGCGCAUCGGCGAUACCGCAGCUGUAUGCGGUGUCCGUGCAGAGCUCUUACACACCGAAGACAUCGCUUCAUGGAGCGUCUCGCAGGCCUCAGGUUCUAAUAAACGCCGGCGUCUCGCAGACCUUGGCGAGAAGCCAACCGAGGAAGAAGAAGAUGAAGAUCCAGAGGAUGAGCGCGCCCAUAUCGAAGACCUCAACCUACUCGUUCCAAAUCUCUCCUUGAGCACCGGCUGUGCGCCGGGUUUCAUUCCGGGUGCGGCGCCUUCUGCGCUCGCCCAGUCACUCUCCCACCAAAUUCUCUCUCUUCUACACAGCACACGCCUAGUGCGCGCGGACGACCUACGUGUCUGGUAUCAACCGCCCAAUCUUGGACCGGAGGAACCAGAGCGACACAACCAAGAUGAACAGAUGGAUGUGGAUGCCGGGCAGAGCGCCAGUACCGAGGAAAAACCCCGGGAAAUCAAGGCCUUUUGGGUUCUCUACAUUGAUAUCAUGAUAAUCUCCCUUGCUGGUAACCCCUUCGACGCCGCUUGGGCCGCUGUGCUUGCCGCUCUUCGCGAUACCAAGCUUCCCAAAGCUUGGUGGGACGUCGACAACGAGACUAUCGUUUGCUCAGACAGUGUCUCUGAUGCUCAUAAGCUUUCGCUUCGCGGUUUGCCCGUGGCAAGCUCGUUCGGUGUCUUUGAGGCGGAUGCUGCGGCAGGAUGGCGUGCGAACGUUAUUCCUGAUGCUGCAGAGCAAGCCAAUACAGGCAAGAAAGCCUCCCCGGAGAGGUGGAUCCUUGCAGACCCAGAUGGGUAUGAAGAGGGUUUAAUUCAAGAGCGAGCUUGCAUCGUUGUUGACGAGGAGAAAGAUGGGAAGACCACCAUCGUGAAGAUGGAGAAGAAUGGAGGCUGGACUGUGGAUACAGAGGAUCUGCGACAGUUGGUGGACAUCUCAGCCCAGAGAUGGAAUGAAAUGAAACGGAUACUAGACCAAUGUUAA
Penicillium brasilianum is the source of this 1209-nucleotide messenger RNA. Lineage: Eukaryota; Fungi; Ascomycota; Eurotiomycetes; Eurotiales; Aspergillaceae. The record is from the annotation of a GenBank genome assembly.